AUGUCGAAUACAAUCAAGCAGACGGUACACAAAGGGAGCAAAAGUCUUGAUUUCAUCAGCCAUAACUUGAGAGCUUCUAUCGUCAAGCCUUUAUCAUCUCAAGAAGAAGCUAUAAACGUUCCAGAUAGAAACUUCAAAGAAAGAAUAAAGACUCAAGAUGUUUAUUGUAAUGCUUACUAUAGACCUAAUGGUAUAGACAAAUUGAUCAAGACAAUAGAACCUGAUAUGGUGAACAGAACAGGUGCAUUGCAAUCAUUUAUUAUAUCAACCGAUUCCAAACCAACAGUUGAGAAGAAAAUUAGAUUUGAUUCUGAAAGACAAGCUAUAACAUACUUCAAAAACAUUCCAAAGCAAUAUCAGACUUUAAACACUAUUGAAUUUGAGAAAAUUGUGACCAAUUUAUCAAAUGAAUCCCAAACACAAUUAUCAGAAAUUUAUGAUGGUACAAGUCAAUCUUUAGAUAAUAUCUUAGCAUUAGAUCUCAACAAUACAGAUGACUCAAAAGUUAAUAACAAAGACAAAAUACUUUACGUCAUUCAAAAUCUAUUAGAUACCACCAAUAUUUCAGUAUUGGAAGAGGUCACAAGGUUCAUCACAACUUAUACUAUCAACAUUGAAAGUCCAAGUGAAUCUAAAGAUAUAACCAUUAAUUUCCUCAAUCAAAUCAUCAAUCAAAAUUAUAAACUAGAUUCAUAUCCCUCAAUAUUAGGCUUUUUAACCAAUUUCAAAGAACAAUUAUUUAGCAAAUAUAAAAUAUUGAAUAAAGAUGCUCAAGUAUUGGACUCAUGGGCUAAAACUUAUAUCCAUUUUGAUGAUUAUGAAAAUACAAAACAUUUCAUGGACAACUGUAUUAAUACAGGAUUUACCCCUUCUUCCAACACCUUAAAAUCAUACAUUUCAUUAACUCAAGAAAAACAUGAAUCCAAAAAAAUACCAAAAUUUCAAUAUUUCUCUUCAUUAAUCGGUUUAGAUGAUGCUAUUCAUACACAAUUAGAUGGUGAAUUAACAAAUGAAUUAUUGAAAAGAUCGAAUUCACCUGAAGAAAUAAUAUCUUUAAUUCAAGCAUUGAAAAAUAAAUAUCAAGAUGAUGAAUUGAAGAAUGAAAUCAUAAAAAUCAAACCAUUCAUUCAAAACUAUUUAACAACACACAUUCCAACAUUAGAUGAUGAUCCAGCAAUCAAAACAACGAUUCAUAAAGAAUUUGAAGAAUUAUCUGGUGAAUUUUUAAAUGAAGAAAUUUUGUACACUUUAAGAAGAAAUGGUAACUUUAUACUUGCACAAAAACAAUUACAAAAAAUGGAAAAGGUGGAUAAAAGUUUUGGAAUACGUAUUAUGAAUACAGCUUUGACAAGAAUCUUAGAAGCAGAUAUUGGUAGACCUGGUUUUGAUAAAAAAUCAAGAGAUGCUUUUGUUCAAUCCAUAAAAUUAAAAAUGGCUGAAUCAAAUAGUCAAUAG
Hansenula ciferrii is the source of this 1455-nucleotide messenger RNA. RefSeq lists its product as uncharacterized. The record is from RefSeq and is a predicted model, not a curated record. The transcript has a single exon. Bases 1 to 1455 code for a protein of 484 amino acids. Lineage: Eukaryota; Fungi; Ascomycota; Saccharomycetes; Phaffomycetales; Wickerhamomycetaceae.